This is a messenger RNA of Pteronotus mesoamericanus, 6179 nucleotides long. It is a transcript of the gene ALKBH5, whose product is annotated as alkB homolog 5, RNA demethylase. The coding region runs from base 752 to 1936 and encodes 394 amino acids. Gene Ontology annotation, cellular component: nucleus. The transcript has 4 exons. The record is from RefSeq and is a predicted model, not a curated record. Lineage: Eukaryota; Metazoa; Chordata; Mammalia; Chiroptera; Mormoopidae. Gene Ontology annotation, molecular function: oxidative RNA demethylase activity. Gene Ontology annotation, biological process: mRNA processing; mRNA export from nucleus.
AGAAGUGAAAGCGCCAAAAGGGACGGUAACCGACAACCUAGGUUGUUGGGACCUGAGGCGUUUUCGGACAGUCGGACGAUGCCGUGACGCAGCAUAGAGACAGCGUUGGCAGUGUGAGCGCACCCUUGUGGAGGGAGCCCUUAAGUCGCAGAGGUGGCACGGCGUGGAGGCAGGUUGCUAUUUGAGGGUGCUCCCUUCGAGUGCUAGAGUGGGGGAGGGGUGGCGGACGAGGAGCGGUUCCCGUCUGCGCUUGCGCCUGCACCUCUGCCGACCCUGCCCGCACGCACACGCAUGCCCGCUGGUCGUGGAGCCGCGGUGGCUGGCGGCACUGCGCGUGCGCAUUGACGAGCCUGCCGAGGAGCGGCGCUGGCGGACGUCGGGCGAGCGGCGCGUGACGUCGUGAGGAGCGCUUUAAAGUGCGGGCUGGGCCGGGCGACUGAGGGUCUGGCCGGGAGUCAAGCCGAUCCUGCGCAGUGGCCCUCCGCGGCAUGAGGUGCUGCUGGUGCCCCUGCUGCCCGGGACGUGGAGAAGGUGGAGGAGGAGGAAGCCCCUUAGCCGCCACCGCUGCAUGACCCGCCGCCCCUGAGGUUCGACCCAGCGCCUGGUCUUUCGACUUCCCCCGGCGGGUCCUCGCAUGGGGGCCUGACGCUGAGGACCCCCUUCCCUCCGGGGGCCCCGGGGCAAGUCCCCCGAGAGCCAUGCCCGGCCGCCCUGCCCACCCCGAAGGACCCUAGAGCAGCGUCGCGGGGCUAUGGCGGCCGCCAGCGGUUACACGGACCUGCGUGAAAAGCUCAAGUCCAUGACGUCCCGGGACAACUAUAAGGCGGGCAGCCGGGAGGCAGCGGCGGCAGCGGCCGCCGCUGUGGCAGCCGCCGCCGCGGCCGCGGCCGCCGCCGAGCCUUACCCGGUGUCCGGGGUCAAACGCAAGUACCAGGAAGACUCGGACCCCGAGCGCAGCGACUACGAGGAGCAGCAGCUGCAGAAGGAGGAGGAGGCGCGCAAGGUGAAGAGCGGCAUCCGUCAGAUGCGCCUCUUCAGCCAGGACGAAUGCGCCAAGAUCGAGGCCCGCAUCGACGAGGUGGUGUCCCGCGCCGAGAAAGGCCUGUACAACGAGCACACGGUGGACCGGGCUCCGCUGCGCAACAAGUACUUCUUCGGCGAGGGCUACACGUAUGGCGCCCAGCUGCAGAAGCGCGGGCCCGGCCAGGAACGCCUCUACCCGCCAGGCGACGUGGACGAGAUCCCCGAGUGGGUGCACCAGCUGGUGAUCCAGAAGCUGGUGGAGCACCGCGUCAUCCCCGAGGGCUUCGUCAACAGUGCCGUCAUCAACGACUACCAGCCCGGUGGCUGCAUCGUGUCCCACGUGGACCCCAUCCAUAUCUUCGAACGCCCCAUCGUGUCUGUGUCCUUCUUUAGCGACUCCGCGCUCUGCUUUGGCUGCAAGUUCCAGUUCAAGCCUAUUCGGGUGUCGGAACCUGUGCUUUCCCUACCCGUGCGCAGGGGGAGCGUGACUGUGCUCAGUGGAUAUGCUGCUGAUGAAAUCACUCACUGCAUACGGCCUCAGGACAUCAAGGAGCGCAGAGCGGUCAUCAUCCUCAGGAAGACAAGAUUAGACGCGCCCCGGCUGGAGACGAAGACCCUCAGCAGCUCCGUGUUACCGCCCAGCUAUGUUUCGGAUCGCCUAUCAGGAAACAACAGGGACCCCGCUCUGAAACCUAAGCGGUCCCACCGCAAGGCAGACCCUGAUGCUGCUCACAGGCCUAGAAUCCUGGAGAUGGACAAAGAAGAGAACCGGCGCUCAGUGCUGCUGCCCGCACACCGGCGGAGGGGGAGCUUCAGCUCCGAGAACUACUGGCGCAAGUCCUACGAGUCCGGGGAGGACUGCUCGGAGGCCGCGGGCAGCCCCACGCGGAAGGUGAAGAUGCGGAGGCACUGAGGCCGCCGCGGCCUCUCUGGGACUCUGGUCAGCCCUCACGUAGCCACCCCGUUGUUUUGUUUUGAGGGGUUUUGUUUUUAUUUUUGUUUUUCUGACCCCUUUCCCCCCAUGGUUUGUUGCCUGUUAAGGCUGAAGAACAGAAUUAGUUCUUGGUUUUCCUCCUGGAUGGAAAGGCUGAGAGAAACUCACGCUGCAGUGGCCCUAGAGGCACGCCGGGCGACCAUCUUCAAGUGCGGCUGUGUCAGGCCAGUUUAAUUUAAAAGAAACAGAAUGUUUUGGUUAAGAAAGUUACGGUUUUGCUUUAUAUGUAAACCCUCCUCAGUGUUGUCAAUGAAGUUCAGUCUCCUCCCUUCCCUCCCCCUCCAUGUCAAAGCUGGGUUGAGACCUCCUGGGCCUUGCUGGCCGCACGGGGGUUCUGCCGUCCUUCCACCUGUCACCUGCUCUCCAGGCUCGGGAACGUCACGCAAGCACCCUCUUCCUCCUGUGGCGAAGUCAUUCGGGACGACGAGGCAGGGGCUUAAAGAACGCCAACCCCUGCACCCCAGGGCUCCUGGCUGGGCCCCGGGCGUCCUCCACGCCCAGCAGCCUGCUCUGCCUGCAGGUCCCUGGCUGCUCAGGGGCUGGUUGCAGGGGUCCUGGCCUCUUGCCAAGAGUACCGCUCUCUGCUGGAUUGCUCCUUUCAGGCAUAUAUGCGUGUGGUUGUAUGAACAGUUAGAGUUGCCAUGUUGGGGCGGUUUUAGGAAUUGUUUCUUGCUAGAGGGACUGGUGUCCUUCCAAGUCUAGCGAUUGGGGUAUGGAAAACUGUUGUGGUGUGUAGUAGGGACUUGUUUUCAGUUUAUUUUUUUCCUUCGGUCUCUUGUCGUUUUCCUCCCCUUUCCUCUCUCCGGCAUUGGCCAGUGUGGGCCUUCUCCCCACGCCAUCCCUGUAGGAAGGUGCCCGCCCCUGUCCACCUGCAGCCUCAGCCGGAGCUCAGGUUUGCACACUGGGUUGGUGUCUCUUCUGCUGUGGGGCAUGGGAGCUGGGAAGGAGCUUUUAAUAGUGAUAAAAGGAAAAAAGUAGUCUUUGGCAGUUUCCACCGACUCCGAUUCUCGAGGACUACAAGGCUUUGCUGGUCUGGGUCUGUUAGAAACGUCUCCUUGCCAGCCGGGGCCCAGGCCAGGCCUGCGGAGAGCAGAGGCGCUUGCAGUGCCCAGGCUGCUGCCACCGCAGGGGACCCCCGUUCCACAGAGGCCUGAGCCUGCGGCUGCAGGAGCCGGGCCACCACCGUCAAGAAACCCCUCGGGCCAGAGCGCCUUUGCCCGCGUGACUCCAGGUUGGAACUGCAUAACUAAAGCAGUUGCAGGGGGUUUUUUUGUUUGUUUUUGUUUUGUUUUUUUAAAGCUUUUUUCCCCAAAAAUGAUUUGUAGUUGUGUGUGCAGCACUUUGCCUUCAUACGUGUGCUCUACAAUAAAAACCAAAUCUAAUAUAUUUUGAAACAGUUGUCUGAUCCUGUCAUGAGAGAGGGCCUGCCUUUGGUGCUUCCUUAAUCCCUUUAUUUUCUCUUUAAACUCUAAACAGGGGGUUGGUGGAGGGCAGAGCCUACUGCCCACCAGGGCUCCCUAGGAGAGACCAGUCGCUGACACAGGGCUGAGGGCUGAAGGUGGACUUGUCUUCUGCUUUUUCUGCCACGCCCAGAAGGACAGGUUUCAUAAGCCACGUGUCUGGGUGCCCAGGGUGCUGUGGCUCGUACCCUGGAGUCGGGAUCGUACGCUGCUGAGUUCUGGAAGCCUUUCCACCUGGGGUGAUCGUGGAGGCUGUGUGCCGUGAGGGAGGGCAGCGUGAGCAAAGGCAGCAGGUAGAGCCUGGUCUCGGUAGAAGAUGUGUAAGUGGUUUUGCUCAUUCAACAAAUUCUUGAGUUCUUAUAGUCUGGCCAAGCCCACGCUGGGGCCCCGGUAGUGAGCAAAACUUUUCUGGUCCUGGCUUUCAAAAUGCACGCAGUAGAGUUCUGGCACACGGAUACAGGCGCGAGACAGACACUUGGGGACGGAAUGGGAUUGCGGCCCACAGGGUUUUACCUCCUCCGGAUCCCGCACCCGGCCCCCAGGUUUUGGUCAAGGGCUUUGGUGCAGGGGUCCCUCAUUCGCUUCCAGUGCCCAGAGCCAGCCUGCUAGGCCAAAUUCUUGCUGUGGGAACCUGGCAGGCCACUUAACUGUCCAUUUAACAGUGAGGAGAGUCCAGAUGGGACGAGAUGCCCGCCGGGGCUCAGUCCUGCAGAUUGCUGACAGGUCGGCCAGCUGGGCCCGCAGGGGUAGGCGCUGGGCUGCGGACUGGGCCCUGGGUGCCCCAGAGAGGAGGCACUGGGACUGAGAGGGAAAGUGACUUGCGAAAGAUCGUGUAGGCUGUACAUGACAGAGGCGGGCACCCCCGGCUCCGUGCCUGGGCCUGACUAGGAGAAUGGGAUGGGGGCUGCCAUGGAGAACUAGGGGGCUGAGGGGGACUCUCUUCUGCAGCUGUGACAAAGCCAGACUCUGAUUUCUCCUAGUUCUUGGGGGAAAGAGGCCCUUGGCCCAGCAGGAGGGAGGGACAGGAGAGGCUAAGGAAAGGGGGUCCAGCCCCAGCAAGGCUGCUGUGUCCUUGGCUUCAGGGUCUGCACCCGUACAGUGGCUCCUUAGUGCCCUCUCUCUCGGCCUGUGACAAUCCUUUGAACAGUCCCCAAGCCUGCAAAGGCCUUAAGGAACCUGACUUCCUGAAUCUGACUGUUCCCAGCCGUCUCCUGGGGCACCAGCUGUCUGGGCUCGGUGCUGUGCCCCAUCAGUCUCUGCCCCCAGCCCAGUCCUGCACACAGUAGGUGCUCUAACAACAUCUGGCACCAGUACUGCCCACCUGGGGAGCCCAUCCCAUUUCUCCAACCCUGUUAUGUGGUGGGGGAAACAGAUCCAAAGUCAUGUUCAUUCAUUCAAAAACUAUUUGAGUAUCCUGUUGUGUGCCAAGCUCUGUGCUGGGUGCUGAGGAUACAAGACAGACCUGGUAUAUGUCAUAUACACACGUUAUUAUAAAUUGUACUGAUAUAAAAGAUGUGUAGCACAUAAAUUACAAAUAAAAUAUACAGUACUCUUUAUUAUAAAUUCUGUAUAACUGGUCGUUUUUCACAAUGCUUUUGUUGAUUUCUUUUUGGGGGCGGGGGGAGCUGAAUUCUUAUGUUUGUAGCCUAUCUGUGGUGCUAAUUCAGAAUUGCCACAAUAUGGUAAACGGAAUUGCAUCCCAUCUGCUUGUAUUAGUUUCCUGCGGCCGCUGUAACAAGUUACCACAAGUUUACCACAAACAACAGAAAUGUAUUUUCUCACAGUUCUGGUGGUCAAAAAUCCAAAAUAGCUCUUACUGGGCUGAAAUCACAGUAUCAGCGGGGCCAUGCAGCUCCUGGAGACUCCAGUCCUUACCCGCCAACAUCUCCUGGACUUGUGGCCACAUGGCCUUCUCUUCUGUUUACCAAAUCUCCCUUUGCCUCCCUCACUAGGACACUUGUGUGACUGGAUUUAGGGCCCAGCUGGAUAAUUAAAAAUAAUCUCCCAUGUAAAGGUUUUUGUUUUUUUUUUUAGAUUUUAUUUAUUUUUAGAGGGGAAGGGAGGAAGAAAGGGAGAGAAACAUCAGUGUGUGGUUGCCUCUCACACGCCCCUUCCUGGCCUGCAGCCCAGGCAUGUGCCCUGACUGGGAAUUGAACCAGCAACCCUUUGCUUCACAGGCCGGCCGGCGCUCGGUCCACUGAGCGACACCAGCCAGGACCCAUGUGAAGAUCUUUAAUCACAUCUGCAAGGUAAAAAAGUAUAAAAUGUGAAAAAAUUUGUAAGUUCCAGGGAUUAGGACCUGAUAUUUUUGGGGGCCACUGCUCAGCCUACUACACUGCUCUUUUACCAGUAAACUUAUUGUCAUUAAAUCUGAUACAUGACCUACUGAUUUCUCAUCGUUGAACAAAUUGUUAAUUGGAUUGAAAUUUCUCAGCCUCAGCACUACUUUUAAAUUCAAUCUGCAUCAAUAAUGUUUUCCCUCUCUACUUCUUAAAUCUAGACCUGUGCUGUCCAAUACAGCCGCCCCUGGACAAUUCGGCUGUUUAACACCUGAGGAUGUGGCUAGUUUGUAUUGAGAUGUGCUUUAAGUGUAAAACACAUACCAGAAUUUGAAGUUAGGGUGAAAAAGAGAGUGUAAAAUACAUCAUUAGUUACUUGAUACUGAUUAUGUGUUGAAAUAAUAUUUUGGACAUACUGGGUUA